CUGAGGGCUCAAGGGUGACAGCACGUAGCAUCUUGAUUCGAUAGGGUUGGGCUUUGGGUUAGAAAAGGAACCAGCGGAGCAAUGUUACUAAAUUUACUGUUGCUGAAAAUUUAGGCUGCAAUCCUGGGCCCGUUUAACUCUGCUAGGACUGAGCCACACAGCGUGUUUUCUGUGGGGUGCUUCUUUUGCUGAAAUCCCAUUCAAACCAGCUGCAGACUGAAAGUGACCAGUUGGUGCAUUUCAACUGCUGCAUUUUCAAGCAGCGUUUACCAGACCACAAGGAUGGCUAGUCUAGGGUUGCCACCUUUCUCUUAUAAUAAAGGGACCUGCUGACCAGGGAAGCAGUGGGUACUAGGUGGCCGUGCGGGUCCUUGUUGGUUUUACGUGCUUCUUUGACCCUGUUCCUUUAUAGAGGGGUUGGGUGGAUAUUGCAGGCAUAGUCUAUAGGUACCAAUGAAACCCCCUCCCCUCCCCCCAAAAACCACCUCAUGACUAUUUAAGUGUUUUAAAUGUGUACUGCAGAUGAAAACUCAAACUCCCUUGCAAGAAACGGUUAACAGCCCCAAAUUCUCUUUCAGCCUGAUCCUUUAAAAAUAGAAAUAAGUCCCAAUUAGUUCAGCUGAAUAUAGUAUGCAGAGGAUCGGAGCCUUAAAAUGGUGGUUGUUUUUAAGUUAUUUAAAUAAAUAUGAUGGAGAAUAUUUAGAGGACUAUGGAAUUAUCACUCUCAUCCUUUGGAAGUCUACGUUGACUUUCUGGCACCUGAGACAGAAUGAUUUGACUUGUCCCACUUCCCGUAGGAUGAAAAUGAGGACGGGGGUGGGGAGUUCUGUACACACCAACAAAGAACCUUGAUUCCGGUGGGGGGAGGGGUUGUGGAAGUGAGAUUGUGGCAUGGGGAGGUUGCUAGGCGGUAGAGAGACACACCUGCUGGCCGUCCUUCUCCUCCGCCUGUGGCUGGGCUCAGGCACGUGCCCCUGUGACAACCCCAUGCUCUGCAACCCCAUCUCUGAAAGCAGAGAGUUCGAGGUGCGCAGGAACAAGGUCCCUUAUGGGAACCAUGUGGGGGUCUUUGUAUUUGACGUCGGCGGGAAGACUUGGAAGUUCUAUGACUGGUCGCAAAUUACGACAGUGGCGGUUUUUGGAAAAUAUGACCCUGAGCUCAUGUGCUACGCUCAUUCGAAAGGAUCCAGGAUAGUUUUAAAAGGAGACAUACCUCUGAAGAAAAUUGUUAACCCUGCUGCCAGGACAGCCUGGAUAAACCAUCAGUUGGCCCUGGCCAAAAGGCAGUACAUGGAUGGAAUCAAUAUAGACAUUGAGCAACAGGUUAAAAAGUAUUCGGCCAAAUAUUAUGCAUUGACAGCUUUGGUUGAAGAAAUGACAGAAGCAUUUCACAAAGAAAUUCCAGGAUCACAGGUAACUUUUGAUGUACCCUGGUGUCCAGAAUGCAUAUACAAAAGAGUAUACAACUAUACUGGGAUAGCUAAUUCCUGUGAUUUCGUGUUUGUGAUGUCUUAUGAUGAACAGAGUCAGAUGUGGUCACACUGCAUACUAGGAGCUAAUGCUCCAUACAAUCAAACCUUAGCUGGCUAUGACAAUUAUAUUCGCAUCGGCAUUAAUCCCAAAAAGCUUGUGAUGGGUGUUCCAUGGUAUGGCUAUGAUUAUACCUGCCGAGGUUUAUCUAAGGACCAUGUUUGUUCCGUUGCAAAAAUCCCCUUCAGAGGGGCUCCAUGCAGUGAUCCUGUGGGACACCAAGUGCCCUACAAAGCAGUAAUGAAGCAGAUAGUUCCCAGAUCACUGUCUGGGAUCCUGUGGGAUAAGGAACAGAAAGCUCCAUAUGUGGAAUACAAGGACCCACAGGGAGCUUUCCACCAAGUGUGGUUUGACGAUCCCAGGAGCAUUUCUCUGAAGGCAGCCUACGUGAAAAAACGCGGCUUACGAGGCAUUGGCAUGUGGCAUGCGGAUUGUCUCAGCUACUCCGGAGACUCGGCAGCACAAGGGCAGACAGCAGCAAUGUGGGAGGCCUUGAAACCAAAGUGAC
Molecule: messenger RNA, 2038 nt
Organism: Podarcis muralis (Common wall lizard)
Lineage: Eukaryota; Metazoa; Chordata; Lepidosauria; Squamata; Lacertidae
Product: di-N-acetylchitobiase-like
Biological process (GO): chitin catabolic process; oligosaccharide catabolic process
Molecular function (GO): chitinase activity; chitin binding
Source: RefSeq, a predicted model, not a curated record